Molecule: messenger RNA, 1428 nt
Organism: Drosophila willistoni
Lineage: Eukaryota; Metazoa; Arthropoda; Insecta; Diptera; Drosophilidae
Gene: Bcs1
Product: mitochondrial chaperone BCS1
Exons: 2
Coding region: 37-1314 (425 amino acids)
Biological process (GO): mitochondrial respiratory chain complex III assembly; protein insertion into mitochondrial inner membrane from matrix
Cellular component (GO): mitochondrial inner membrane
Molecular function (GO): ATP hydrolysis activity; ATP binding
Source: RefSeq, a predicted model, not a curated record
UCGAUAGAAAUCCCAGCUCUAAAGAUACGUGAAAAUAUGAUUUUUGAAGAUCUAUUGUCAAAUCUAUCCACGAACCCAUAUUUUGGGGCUGGAUUUGGAUUGUUUGGAAUUGGUGCUGGUGCUGCAAUACUAAGAAAAGGAUUACAGGGCAGUCUAAUUCUCUUUCGCCGUCACUUAAUGAUAACAUUAGAAGUUCCGUGUAGGGAUAAAUCGUAUCAAUGGCUUCUAAAAUGGAUAUCAAUAAAGGGAGCUCGAAAAACACAACACUUAAGUGUUGAGACGUCUUUUACGCAAAACGACAACGGUCAAAUAAAAACUAGCUAUGCAUUUAUUCCAAGUGUCGGAAAACAUGUAUUCCAGUAUAAAGGUAAUUGGAUUCAAAUUGAACGGACUAGAGAGCAACAAACAUUAGACCUUCACAUGGGUAUACCUUGGGAGUCAGUGACUUUAACGGCUUUUGGAAACAAUAAACAUAUAUACUACGAUAUAUUGGAAGAAGCACGCCAACUUGCACUACAAUCUACUGAAGGAAAAACUAUAAUGUACACAGCAAUCGGUGCCGAAUGGAGACCUUUUGGGCAUCCUCGACGACGGCGUCCCAUAUCUUCAGUUAUUUUAGAUGAAGGAAUCUCCGAAAGAAUUAUUGUUGACUGCAAUGAUUUCAUUCACAAUUCAAUUUGGUAUACACAGCGCGGAAUUCCUUAUCGAAGAGGUUAUUUGCUAUAUGGACCACCGGGAUGCGGUAAAUCCAGCUUUAUAACAGCACUGGCGGGUGAGCUUGAAUACAGUGUUUGCUUGUUAAAUUUGUCUGAUAAGGGUCUUACUGAUGAUAGACUGAAUCAUCUUUUGAAUGUGGCUCCUGAACAAACAAUAAUUCUACUUGAGGAUAUUGAUGCGGCUUUUGCUUCUCGAGAAUCCACUUCCCAUCAAAAAUCUGCAUAUGAAGGAAUGAAUCGAAUUACAUUUAGUGGAUUAUUAAAUUGUUUAGAUGGUGUCGCAUCAACAGAAGCUAGAAUAGUUUUCAUGACAACAAAUUAUCUAGACCGAUUGGACCCUGCCCUAAUUCGUCCUGGCAGAAUAGAUGUAAAAGAAUAUGUUGGCCAUUGCACCGAUCAUCAGCUGAAAGAAAUGUUUAAAAAGUUUUUUGAAAAUAGCGACGACGUGGAAGUUUCUAAAUUUGUAAAGGGAGUAAAGUCCUUACAUCGCUCCGUUAGUCCAGCUCAAAUACAAGGAUUUUUUAUGAAACAUAAGUCGUCUACACCUCUAACGGUUAUUAAUUCUUGUAAUGAUAUCUUCGAUAAUGGUUUAAAUUGAUAUAUAACAGCAAUAAAAUGAGAAACUAAAAAGCAAAAACAGAGACUCCUACCUUCAUUACUCCUUCAAGGUAACAAUUUCCCGAACAAAUAAAUCAAAUUGAAAUUACACUAA